Messenger RNA from Podospora pseudopauciseta, 2863 nucleotides. RefSeq lists its product as uncharacterized. Lineage: Eukaryota; Fungi; Ascomycota; Sordariomycetes; Sordariales; Podosporaceae. The record is from RefSeq and is a predicted model, not a curated record. The transcript has 2 exons. Bases 157 to 2562 code for a protein of 801 amino acids.
AAAAAUACAGCUUUUUGCCCAUGUUUUAAGCCUAUGAACUAUCUGUUAAAGCUGAUCCAUUGUUUUUGAGAACAUGUUCAUUAUUUUAAGGCUUAUCAUCAAAGUUCGAUUAUCGUCGACAUCAGAAACAUCCAUCAUCAUUGAGCAGGUGCCCUAAUGCUCUCUCGAGACCAAAGAUGGCCAGAGAUAAUUGUCGGCACCUGCCAGGUAACCCCGAUCGGCGUCGGAGACAAUACAGAUAACACGGGGCAAGUGGUCGGAGGAGGCGGCAAAAAGCGGGCCAAGCUCGAUCGGUAUCGGAGGGACUGGAGAGCUUGGCCUUGCUCACUUGUCAGUCGUCAUCGACAAAUCUCACGAACAACCUCACCCGUCACGACACCUUCUUUAGCUCGACAGCUCUAUAAACAACCCACUGAAUGGCGCAGCUGGUGGCUUCAAUGUCUGAGAAUUAAGCCACAGAAAAGAAAUCAUCCUAUUUCUCGCCAGCGCGCCCAGCGCAUCAUGUGGCGCCAUGGCCUCGCCGGCAGCACAGCCGGCAGCCGCCUCCAUCUGUCCGCCACCAUCACGAGAACAAGAACGACAAUAACGUCAGCUCAGCCACUGCGCUUGCCACGCCCUUGGCGAACAAUCGUCACCUCACCAUCACAUUGCCGACCCCUCCACCCCUCAUCCGGUCCCUUCGAGCCCCUCCGACCCCCCUCCCCCUCCUCGCUCGGCGCCCCCCGGGCCGCGAGAUCGUACCCCCGGGCCGAAAAAUACCUCCGCCGCCUCGUCGUCAUCUCUGCGCUCCUCGGCGCCGGCUAUCUAGUAGACUCCCAAAUCUACGCCUCCGGCAUAGCCCGCUCCCUCCGCACCUUUGGCACCGGCCUCCUAGUAGCAGCCGACUACAAGCUCAACUUCCGGCCUCACCCCAUCCCUAUAAUCGGCUCCAAAUCCGGCAUCCCCGAGCUCCACCGCCGCAGCGCGGAGCGCAUGUCCGACUUGCUACGGCACAAUGGCGGGCUGUACCUCAAGAUCGGGCAGGCAAUCGCCAUGCAGAGUGCUGUCUUGCCGCCGGAGUUCCAGAAGAUGUUCGCGAGGAUGUUUGAUGAUGCGCCGCAGGAUGAGUGGGAGCUGGUGGAGAAGGUGAUUAGGGAUGAUUUUGGGGGCAGGUCGGUAGAGGAGGUUUUUGGGGUGGAUUUCACGGGGCGGGAUGAGAGCAAAGGUGUUAUGGAGAAGACUGCGAGGGCGAGCGCGAGUGUGGCGCAGGUUCAUUGGGCGAGGUUGCCGGAUGGGAGGGAGGUGGCGGUCAAAAUUCAGAAGCCCGAGAUUGAGAGGCAGAUUGGGUGGGAUCUGUGGGCUUUCAAGGUCGUGAUGAGGGUAUACACCUGGUGGUUCGACCUGCCAAUGUACUCCAUGGUCCCCUUUGUCAGCGAGCGACUGAAACUCGAAACCGACUUUGAAAACGAAGCCCGCAACUCGGAAGUCAUGCGCGAGCUCAUCAACGACGAGCCCGCUCUCAGAGGAAGAGUUUACAUCCCCCCGGUAUACCCCGAACUGUCCUCCAAGCGUGUCCUCACGACCGAAUGGAUCGAGGGCGUCCGGUUCAACGACAAGUCCGACCUCACCCGCCCCUGGCGAGGCGGUCACGGGAACUACUCCCCAGGCGUCCACGGCGAGCAGCUCCCUUCUCCAGACAUGCCCUCCCUCCGCGCCGCCCUCCGCCAGAACCCAGACCGGCAACGGCUCAAACCCGAGCGCAACUCCUGGCGCGGACCCAACCUCACCGGCGGGCUAGGCGUCUCCCCCAAGGACGUAAUGACCACCAUCGUUGAUCUAUUCUCGGCUCAAAUUUUCAAGUUCGGCGUCGUCCACUGCGACCCUCACCCAGGCAACAUGUUUGUCCGCCGGCUCCCCAACGGAAAGCCAGAGCUGGUCCUCAUCGAUCACGGGUUAUACGUCUACAUGUCUGACCAGUUCAGGCACGACUACGCCUCCUUCUGGAAGGCCCUCAUGACGUUUGACAACGCCAAGAUCGUCCAGAUCGCAUCGGGUUGGGGGGUGAAAGGCGCGGAGAUGUUUGCCUCGGCCACGCUGAUGCGGCCGUACGAAGGAGGCGAAAAUAAGGUUCAGAAGGAGUUCCUCAAGGCCAUGAAGGCCAGGUCGCCGAGCGAGAGGAAUUACGAGAUGCAGAGGAGGAUGAAACAGGGAAUAAGGGACAUGCUCGCCGACGAGGAGAAGUGGCCGAAGGAGUUGAUCUUUAUCAGCAGAAACAUGAGGAUUGUGCAAGCCAACAACGCCAACAUGGGGAGCCCCGUGAACAGGAUCAAGAUCAUGGGGGUCUGGGCCAGCAGGAGUCUGUGGCAGGAUAAAGGGUUGGGGUGGAGGGAGAGGGUGGGAAAUGCGUCGAGGCAUUUGCUUUUCAAAGGGGUUUUGUGGGCGAGCGAUGCCGUCUGGUGGUUCUUUCGGGUGAAGCAGCUGCUGGGGAGGGGAGGGGGAAUGGAGGACGAGGUGGAGGUGAAGAUGAGGGAGAUGGCGAGGGAGAUGGGGAUUGAGUUGCAGCAUGAUGUUUUUGCGGGCUGAGAGGUUGGGGUUCUGGGGAAUAAGGAACAGGAAAGGGAACACGGAACUGAAGGCUAAGAAGGCCGUGCAUCAUAUGAACAGCAGGAAGACAGCUACAGGGCCAGGCAUCAGGUGCGGUGGCGGAUAUUGGUGUGUUAUCAUGAAGCUAGAACCUGAUACCCCCUUUUGGCGUCUGGGAAGGAGACUUGUAGCAAGGAAGCAGGGAGGCCGCCAGGUUAUUCAGUUGCGAUGGGAGCCACAAAAGACAGAACUAGGUAUGUAUGAUAUACAUGAGAGAGGAUGUCGAGCGUGCAUCGCAUCG